Knipowitschia caucasica is the source of this 2922-nucleotide messenger RNA. The record is from the annotation of a GenBank genome assembly. NCBI's taxonomy places the organism in Eukaryota, Metazoa, Chordata, Actinopteri, Gobiiformes, Gobiidae.
AUGAUGUCGUUCCUCUCCUCCAGUCACAGCGGAUGGUCACUAAACGGAACACUCAUCGAUCUGGGGAACGACUACCGGCGUCACAUGUCUGGGGGCAACCUGAUCAUUAGCAACCCGGAGCGGGACCAGGACACGGGGAUCUACCAGUGCACCGCCUACAACACGUGGGGCACCAUCGUCAGCCGCAAGGCCAGCCUAAAGUUUGCAUACCUUGAUACUUUCAAAUCACAGACGCCUCGAAAUGCAGUGAAUGUCCGUGAAGGCCAAGGAGUGGUGUUGCUUUGCGGGCCACCUGCACACUCUGGGGAGCUGACAUUUGCUUGGAUCUUCAACGAAUACCCCUACUUUGUUCAACAAGACAGUCGGCGUUUCAUCUCCCAGGAGACGGGCAGCCUGUACAUCGCCAAAGUGGAGCGGUCGGACGUGGGGAACUACACGUGUGUGGUGAACAACACGGUGACUAGGGACAAGAUGCUCAGCUCGCCCACGCCGCUGGUGCUCAAGAGCGAUGGCGUAAUGGGAGAGUACGAACCCAAAAUAGAAGUCCAUUUUCCAGACUCUGUACCGGCUGCUAAGGAUUCAGUGGUCCAACUGGAAUGCUUUGCCUUGGGAAAUCCUGUUCCAGAAAUCAGCUGGAGGAGAAUCAGCGGUGUUCCAUUCCCCAGCAAAGUCAAAAUGAAAAACUCAAAUGCAGUCCUCCAUAUACCAAGUUUUCAACAGGAAGAUGCAGGGACAUAUGAAUGCGUCGCCGAAAACCGACGGGGGAAGAACGCAGCCAAGGGUCGGCUUUCAUUUCAUGCGAAACCUCAGUGGGUGCAGACCAUAGACGACACCGCUCUGUCCAUCGACCAGAGACUGUUCUGGGAGUGCAAGGCCAACGGGAAGCCCAAAGUGUCCUACAGCUGGCUCAGGGACGGACAGCCACUUUCACCAGAGGGUCAGUUGCAAAUCGAAAACGGAGCACUUUCCAUUUCAGCGCUCAACCUGUCAGACUCUGGGAUGUAUCAAUGUGUGGCUGAAAACAAACAUGGGAUUAUCUAUUCCAGCGCACAGCUAAUGGUGCUAGCUUCACCCCCGAAUUUCUCCAAAAGUCCGUUGAGAGCCCUGUUAAAAGCCCGCUCUGGCAGCACGGUGGCUCUUGAAUGCAAGCCCCAGGCCUCACCCCCAGCCAUUAGCCUGUGGAAGAAAGGCAACGAGAUCCUGCAGCGAAGCGAGAGAAUCACCCUCGUGCCCAAUGGAACACUACAGAUUACCAACGUCACCAAGCUGGAUGCAGGAAGUUACACAUGUAUCGCCAAGAACCAGUUUGGGACUGCCAGCACCUCAGGAAGGCUAAUCAUAACAGAGCCUACCAGAAUCACCGUGAGGCCCACCAACACAGAGAUCAUCGUUGGCGAGAGCAUCGUGUUGCCUUGCCAAAUCGCCUGUGAUCCUGCCCUGGAUGUCUCCUUCUCCUGGGCAUUCAACGGACAGCUCAUCAACUUCAAACAAGACAGUGACCAUUUUGAGCGAGUUGGCGGGACCAUAUCUGGAGACCUGAUGAUUCGGAACAUCCAGUUAAACCACGGGGGGAAGUACGUCUGCCUCAUUGACACAGAUGUCGACAGCCUAUCCACCUCUGCCAUCCUGGUUGUCAAAGGUCCUCCUGGUCCGCCUGAUAAAGUAUCAGUGGAGGAGAUCACGGACAGCACAGCCCAGCUGUCUUGGACUGCAGGCAGGGACAACGGAAGCCCCAUUACUGGCUACUCCAUCCAGGCUCGCACUCCCUUCACUGUGGGGUGGCAGGCUGUUGAUUCAGUGCCAGAGAUAAUCAAUGGCAACAUGCAGACAGCCACAGUGGUGGACCUGAACGCCUGGGUGGAGUAUGAGUUUCGGAUAGUGGCCCGUAACGCUGUUGGACUGGGAGAGCCCAGCCCCCCCUCAGCCCAAACCAGGACAGAGGACGCAAUUCCAGAUACAGCUCCCACAGAUGUCGGAGGUGGAGGCGGCACCAAGUCUGAAUUAGUGAUAACAUGGGAGCCCGUCUCAGAGGAGCUGCAGAAUGGAGAAGGCUUUGGCUACAUUGUUGCCUUCAGACAGACUGGCACAGCGAUCUGGACGCGAGCACUUCAAUCAGCCCCUGGAAUCUCACGCUACACCUUCCGCAACGACACCCUCCCCGCCUUCGCUCCGUUUGAUGUCAAAGUGGCGGCUUACAACAACCGCGGGGAGGGCCCAUUCAGCUCCAUUGUAACCAUAUACUCAGCAGAAGACGUCCCCAGUGUGGCUCCUAAGAGGGUCGUGGCUCGGAGUGUGUCUGCCGUACAAAUUGAAGUGGUCUGGGAAGCUUUGCGUGCCAUCCCCGAAAGAGUCCUAGGAUAUGAGGUCGUUUACUGGGAAGACGACACCAAACCGGAUACUAUCGGCAAAGUGCGUCUGACAGGAAACUACACCGCAACCAACCUGACAGGCCUGAGAGCAGACACGGCCUACUACGUCUCUGUGGCUGCCUUCAACACCGCGGGACCCGGCCCCCAGACCACCCCUAUCAACAGCACCACCAUGAAACCCGCUCCAGACCGGCCUCCUCUGAAUAUCCAGUGGACGAUGGUCGGCUCCACGCUGUCACUGCACUGGGAUCCGGUCGUGGCUGCGGAAACAGAGUCAAAAGUAAUGGGAUACUUGGUGCUGUUGAAAAGACAUCGCUACAAUGACAUGACCACCAUCCUGACGACCAAAACCAGCAUGGAGCUCAGCCUGUCUGUGGCUGACAACUAUCUGAUUCAGAUCAAGGCCAUGAGCGAGGGCGGCGAAGGUGCGGGCAGCGAACCAAUCCACAUCCACAAAUUAAGUAUGGGCGCACGUGGCUCUGGGUCGACCCGCCUCGCCCUGGUGUUCCCCGGCUUGGUCCUAAUCAGUGCACUGCUCUGCUGCUCCUGGUGA